AUGUCGUUCUCACGAAUGCUCGCUCUAGCUACUGUCACCACCGGUGCCCUGGCCCAGCUGAAAUCUUGCUCGAACAAUGGCACCCUGAGCUGCCACAGCUCGUCCAAGGCUCCUACCUGCUGCUACAAUUACCCGGGCGGUGCUCUUCUGCAGACCCAAUUCUGGGAUACAGACCCCACGACCGGUCCAAGUGAUUCGUGGACCAUCCACGGCCUGUGGCCCGACAACUGCGAUGGAACCUACCAAGCUAGCUGCGACUCCUCGCGUGCAUACACCAAUAUUUCCGAUAUCCUGACCGCGCAGGACCGUACCGAUCUGCUCUCAUACAUGCAGACUUACUGGGUCAGCGACGACGGUAGCGACGAGGCGUUCUGGGAGCAUGAAUGGAGCAAGCAUGGUACUUGCAUUAACACUAUCAAGCCGAGCUGCUACACCAACUACUCGCCCCAGGAGGAGGUUGGGGAUUACUUCCAGAAGGUGGUAGACUUGUUUAAGAGUCUUGAUACGUACAAGGUGAGCUUGCCAUUACCUAUUCCAUAUAGCAGUUCAGCAAUAAUGACGAUAACAGGCGUUGUCCGCGGCGGGUAUCACCCCUCCGACUCGAAGACAUACGAGCUCAGUGACAUCCAGGCCGCACUGUCUAAGCUGCACGGUGGAUCGAAACCGUAUGUUGGUUGUGAGGAUGGUGCGCUGAGCCAGAUGUACUACUUCUUCAAUGUGGCUGGCAAUGCCAUUGACGGCCAGUACCAGCCUACUGCUCCACUCGAGUCAUCCAACUGCCCCAGCAGCGGCGUCAAGUACUUGCCUAAGAGCAACUAA
Molecule: messenger RNA, 819 nt
Organism: Penicillium longicatenatum
Lineage: Eukaryota; Fungi; Ascomycota; Eurotiomycetes; Eurotiales; Aspergillaceae
Product: T2 family ribonuclease
Exons: 3
Coding region: 1-819 (272 amino acids)
Biological process (GO): RNA catabolic process
Cellular component (GO): extracellular region
Molecular function (GO): RNA binding; ribonuclease T2 activity
Source: RefSeq, a predicted model, not a curated record